Molecule: messenger RNA, 261 nt
Organism: Hyaena hyaena (striped hyena)
Lineage: Eukaryota; Metazoa; Chordata; Mammalia; Carnivora; Hyaenidae
Product: 60S acidic ribosomal protein P1-like
Exons: 2
Coding region: 1-261 (86 amino acids)
Biological process (GO): cytoplasmic translation
Cellular component (GO): cytosolic large ribosomal subunit
Molecular function (GO): protein kinase activator activity; ribonucleoprotein complex binding; structural constituent of ribosome
Source: RefSeq, a predicted model, not a curated record
AUGGCUGUCUCCUCAGAGCUCGCCUGCAUGUACUCAGCCCUCAACCUGCACCACGAUGUGGUGACGGUCACGGCCCUGGCCAAUGUCAACAUUGGAAGCCCCAUCUGCAAUGUAGGGGGUGGUGGACCUGCCCCAGGGGCUGGCUCAGUGCCAGCAGAAGGUCCCGCCCCCUCCACCACUGCUGCCUCAGCUGGGGAGAAGGAGGUGGAAGCAAAGAAAAAAGAGUGUGAUGAUGACAUGGGCUUUGGUCUUUUUGACUAA